Messenger RNA from Dendrobium catenatum, 1895 nucleotides. RefSeq names its product spermidine-binding periplasmic protein SpuE. Gene Ontology annotation, cellular component: periplasmic space. Lineage: Eukaryota; Viridiplantae; Streptophyta; Magnoliopsida; Asparagales; Orchidaceae. Gene Ontology annotation, biological process: polyamine transport. The transcript is spliced from 7 exons. Gene Ontology annotation, molecular function: polyamine binding. The record is from RefSeq and is a predicted model, not a curated record. Bases 63 to 1679 code for a protein of 538 amino acids.
AGUUUCUCCUGAGCGUGACCGAGUCCAGUUCGCUUUAUUCACUGCUUAGACCUUCGCUGAUAAUGGCCAUUCUCUCCCUUCGCCUCUCUUCUCCUCCCCAUCUUAUCGACCUCCACUUUUCGAACCCUAGAUCUAUCCAAAGCCAUAGUCUUAGUUCUACAUCUCUUGCUUCUCGAUCUCCUUUAUUCAUUUACCUCCCGAAGGCGAGUCGUCGUUUCUUCUCCUUUGUCUCCGCCUCGUCGGAUGGCGCAGGAAUGUUUCCAAGGCAUUCUAACUCGCCUUUUCCUCCCUGUUCGGAAGCGCCAAGCCAUUUCCCACUGCUGGUCUUUCAUGUCGUCGCCUCCACAGUUUUAUUCGCUUGUUUUCGUGCGCGCACCUUCGCCCUGGGUCCUUCUUUAUUUCUUCCCACCGCGGCUACUAUAGCAUCAGAAACUCCUUCCACUGGGGAAUCAAGUUCUGUUGCUGGUGAAGAGGAGGAUGAGGAAUUUAGAGUUUCCUUUGAACAGUGGAAGUCCAAAACCUUUGCCUUGACGGUUCCUCUGCGGAUAGUUGCGCUACGGAGCUCAGUGCCUCCAUCUUGGCUUAAGGAUUUUGUUCAAGCGCAAGGCAGGAGGUUAAAGAUGAAUACUGAGCUCCGUGGAAGUCUCGAAUCCAUAUAUUCUGAGCUGAAUUUAGCUUUUGAUAAAGGUUUUUUGAACCGUAAAUCUGCCAUGUCAGCUGAUCUUAUUUCUUUGGGUGACUCUUGGCUUAGCAGUGCUAUUCAGAGGGGUUUAAUUGACCCUAUACCUCACGUAAAAGAACAAGAUUGGUUCAAGUCUUUGGGUAACAAAUGGAAGGUUCACUUGUGCAGGGAUGUAAAGGGGGAGUUGGAUCCUUCUGGCAACAUUUGGGGAGCUCCGUAUCGUUGGGGAACCAUGGUAAUUGCAUACAAAAAGAGCAAAUUCAAGCAACAUAACAUAGCCCCAAUUGAGGACUGGGAUGAUUUAUGGAGGCCUGAACUUACUGGAAAGAUUUCAAUGAUAGAUUCUCCUAGGGAGGUUGUUGGUGCCAUUUUGAAGCGUAUGGGAGCAUCUUAUAAUACUAAAGAUAUUGAUUUACAAGUUAUUGGUGGGAGAGAUAAUGCUUUGCGUAACUUAAUAUCACUCCAAAAACAGGUGCGCUAUUUUGAUAGUGUGCAUUAUUUGAAGUCAUUUGGAGGAGGAGACGUGUGGGUUGCUGUAGGGUGGAGCAGCGAUGUCAUUCCUGCUGCAAAGCGCAUGGCUAAUGUGGCUGUGGUUAUUCCCAAAUCUGGCAGUAGUAUAUGGGCUGACCUCUGGGUGACACCUGCUGCGACGAAGUUCAAUACUGACCGGAUUGGUGGGAGAGUAAGAGGUCCAUCCCCACUGCUACAUCAAUGGAUUGAAUUCUGUUUACAGACUGCACGAGCACUGCCGUUCCGGCAAGAAGUAAUCUCAGGAGCUUCUCCAUUUGCACUCGAAUGCCUUCCAAUUGAACGGCUAGAGCCUGCUGAAGGGAAGCCAAAGCUGGAUACUAAUCUUGUGGAUGGGGUACCUCCUCCUGAAAUUUUAGAAAAAUGUGAGUUUCUAGAGCCACUAUCAGAGAAGGCCUUGGAAGAUUAUCGGUGGUUGAUAUCCUGUAUGCUGAAGCCACAUAGUGGUCUCUGCAGACAUGCUAAAUGAAUUUAGUGUCAUCACUAGUCAUGUCCUAACUGUUUUGUGGGGUCUGCUAUGCUGAAUGAAUUUCCAAUAUACAUAACUAGAUCACAAUUCAACAUGAAAAAUGAUUGUUGUUUCUUCAUUAUAUAUUAUCCCUAAUGGCAGAAACAAUAAUUUGUAUAUUUCCUUAACUCAUGGCGUACCAGUGAGUAUGAAGUCAGAUUUAGAUACUCUCUUAGA